AUGGGUGGCAUACCAGGCGGGGAGUUACAUGUAGGAAAGUUUUUUAGAGACAAAGAAUAUUUAAAAAUGGUUGUUGGCUUGUAUGCAAUGAAGAAAGGGUUUGACUACUUCGUUAGGAAGUCCGGUACUACUAUUUGGUACAUUACAUGUAAGGAUACAGAUUGUGGGUGGAGAUUAAGAGCGAAGAAGAACGUAUUUUCUAACAUGUUUAAUGUGACUACAUUUCGAGGAAAAGAUAACUGUCAAGCAUCACCUUUGAUAGUUGCGCAUCUAAUUAAGGAUAAGUUCGCAACUAACGGCUCGGAUCAUUUGGCCUCUAAUAUAAGGAAAGAUAUGCAAAAGGAUUACAUGAUCCAAAUAAGUUAUAAAAAGGCUUGGAGGUGCAGAGAGAAGGCACUACACCUAGUUCGAGGUACACCUGAAGGUUCAUACUCGAAAUUACCUUAUUACAUGCACAUCCUACAGUUGAGAAAUCCAAGUAGCAUCAUGAAUUUUGUGGUAAAGGAUGGUCGCUUUAAGUAUUGUUUCUUCCUUCUGGGUCCUUGUAGGCGUGGGUUUAGGUUUUGCCGACCUGUUGUAUGCGUUGAUGGUUCUUUCUUGAAGACUAGGUAUGGUGGGAAAAUGUUAUGUGCAGUGGCACUAGAUGCAGGCAACCAUAUUUUUCGGAUAGAUUUCGUUGUAGUUGACAGCAAAAACCAUAAUUCUUGGACCUAUUCUACGAGAAAAUUGAAAGAAGCGAUUGCUGAUGUUGAGAAAUUAGCCUUCUUGUCUGAUAGGCAUCAAAACAUUGUUCAUGCUUUGGAGACCGUGUUCCCUGAUGCACACUACGGUGCAUGCUACCACCACAUUAUUAUGAACGUCAACCACAAGUUCAAGACUGAUGUCUUGACAAAUUAUAUUUACACAAGUGCCUACAAGUAUUCAAAAUCAGAGUUUCACAGAGAAUUUGAGAACAUUCGAGCAAUGAAUGUUGCAAUUGCACAAUAUCUUGAGGAAAUUGGAUUUGAUAAAUGGGUUCGGUCGUACUUUCUAGGGGUACAUUACAAUGUAAUGACGAGUACCUGGGCUGAGAGCUUCAACAACACAACUAAGAACGCAAGAGGCUUUUUGAUCACUGCUGUUGUAGCAUUCCCGAGGUCAAAAGUCCAACAGUGA
This is a messenger RNA of Cannabis sativa, 1155 nucleotides long. RefSeq lists its product as uncharacterized. NCBI's taxonomy places the organism in Eukaryota, Viridiplantae, Streptophyta, Magnoliopsida, Rosales, Cannabaceae. The record is from RefSeq and is a predicted model, not a curated record. Bases 1 to 1155 code for a protein of 384 amino acids. The transcript has a single exon.